GGCUGUGUAAGAGAACUUCAGACUCUAGAGGUCUCCAUCCUUCAGCAUCCCCUCAUCAUCCACCUAUUCGCCCUCCUCCUCCUCUUCCUCCUCCUCCUCUCUGGCAUUUUGUGCAGCGGAGGAGGAAAGGAGGAGAGACUGCUGAGGAGGAGACAGAGGGGACCCUGAGACAACACGUCCCACGCCAGAGCCAGACAGCCAGGGAACUUUGAUUUGACGCCAAGUAGCCUGCGAUGAAAAUGACGAUGAGGAGAAAGAGCCACGUUUCUUCUUCUCGGGAGGCUUAGAUAUGUCGGGCGUGUGCAACAUAUGAUGUCCUUGGACUCAUAUGCUCAAUGAAGAUUUAUUUAUCUCUGAUUUCGCUUCUGUGUUCGCUGAUGGUGCCGCGUCGUUGUGCCCGCACUUAGGUCAGCCGAAUGCAUGUGAAGGCAGUCUGAGCGCAUUGUUUCCAGCUCCGUGUCAUAUGGGAUUUCCAGCCGUGAUGUCUGCAAUAUUUCGCUCUUUGUUUCUGGUUCUAUUCAGCCUGCUGUCAGUGGGUGCCCAGACGGAGAUGAAGAAGGUCGUCGGGGACAAUGCCACCUUACCGUGCCACCACCAGUUCCCGUCGUCGAACUCUCUCGACAUUGAGUGGCUACUGCAGAAACCAAACUCCAAACAGAAAGUGAUCAUUACCUUCUUUGGGGGACAGGUGUACACCAAUGAGGCGACGGGCAGUGAGGCCAGCCGUCUGUCCUUCGCUGGCGAGUACCUGGGUGGAGACGCCUCCCUGCUGAUCAGUGACCUGCUGCUGACCGACUCCGGGGAAUACUACUGUAAAGUCAAGACUGGGGGGAAGUACCACUGGAGCCAGGUCAACCUCAUUGUGCUGGUCAAACCUUCCAAGCCGAGGUGUUGGAUGGAUGGCAAACUCCUGGAGGGCAGUGAUGUCAAGCUUAGCUGCAAGUCCAGCGAUGGCUCUGACCCCAUCAACUACAAGUGGGAGCGAGUGCUGGACAAAGGCAAGAGUCUGGGCAAAUUGCCAAACCUGGCACUGAUAGAUCUCAAGAACCCAGAGCUCGUGACCCUGAGGAAUCUCACCAUGGACAGCACAGGGGUCUACAGGUGCACAGCAAGCAAUGAUGUGGGAGAGGAAAACUGCACCAUUGAGGUCACAAUGCAGCAUGUGAGGGAUGUAGGUAUGGUAGCAGGUGCGGUGGUGGGGAUAUCCCUCGGCGUCCUCAUUGUCAUAUUAAUCAUCUGGCUCGUCUUCCGGAAGAAAGAGAAGAAGAAGUAUGAGGAGGAGGAGACUCCAAACGAGAUCAGGGAGGAUGCAGAGGCUCCCAAGGCCAAGCUAGUGAAGCCCAACUCCCUGUCCUCAUCCCGCUCUGGCAGCUCCCGCUCUGGCGCCUCCUCCACCCAGUCCAUGGUGCACAACAGCGCCCAGCGUGGUCACCGCCCCCGCCCACCUGCUGUAACAGCUCUCAAGGAAAAUGGACAGCCUCCAGGCUUCCCCCAGUCCCCUCCAUCCUACACUUCAGUGGUGCCCAAGACCCCUGAGCCCCCUACCACUCCCAAAUUCAACUCCAGGAACAUGUCUGGGCCCACACCCCCAACCCUCAUGGUCCCCGCCCAGACCAAGGCCUUUCAGACUGUGUAGGACUGAAAGCCAGCCACUUCCUGCAGCCAUGUGAGACUCCCAUCCCAGCCCAAGCCCCCGAGCCCCCUCCCAAAGACUAAGACUCUUCCAUAAACAAAGAAAUGCAACUAGUUAAAAGGAUGUAAUUAAAAGAAUCAAUACUAUAAGUCCAAAAGUACUUUUAAUGAAUGCAUACUUAAAAAGGGAAAAUAAGACAUGCUUGCCCCCUACUGAAUUACAUAAAACAACAAAACAAAAGAAAAAACAAGACCCGAGAUGCAACGCUGUCCGUGUCUCAUGGCUGAAGGCAGAACUUGUUUUCUGAGUUCCGUCUUUUGGCUUUGGAAGCACAGGGAAGCGCCGUGUGCAGCAAGGUGGAAGGAGCCCCCUACAGUAGUAAAGCUUUUAUUUAUUUAUCAAAUCAAAGGGUUAGGCAUGCAGUGGAGAAUAAGAGGGGAAAAAGGGAGACAGUAAAGGCUGGAUGAUGUUGAGCUUUGGUUGUGGACAAAUACAAGAUGGAUACAAGCAGGGAGAAAAAACGAGGAGGAAGAAAAGUGCGAGAGUGCAAGACAGCUACUGAUUUUUUUUUCCUCUGGGAGGAGGGUGGGGGGGGGGGGCACGGGGUGAUUCUCUGAUUCAUGUCACCCUGCACCUCCGACUCGCUGCCUCCAGCACCUGCUCUGAAACCACAAACCCCUUUGCCUCCCAUGGGCUGGGCCGAUUGUGCCCAUCCAUGUGGACAGACACAGUGUGCGGGCGUGUGCAUCAUCUGCCUCAGUGCUCUCGGUCUUUUUGUGCUCUCAUAACGAAGCCGUGAGAAACUACAGCGGCCCAGAGACUGACUCAGCUGGCUCACAAACAGCUCAUCUGCUUUACCAAUCAGCAGGGGAAACUUCAGGUACAAGGAUGUAGCAUUGACAGCCGAGUCAAAUCAAUGGAGCAAACACCCUCCCCCUCCCACAUCCUGUCUACAUCCACAGACAUCCUUUUCUGGUACUGAAUAUCUUUCUUGAAUAAUUAAAUAGUAUGUAUUAGGCCUAUAGCGAGUCACUACUUUAAAUAUAGGGGAUAAGCAUCUAUUAGACCAGCUGGACUUGUUUUUCUUUUCUUUUGUUUCAGUUCUCCUGUGUUUCUUCUCUCUGAACAGGUUGUAAAGGGUGACAGACAGCUAUAUGUCCAUUCAUCCGUAUUAAGAAGUGCCACCAAUCCUUAGGAUGGGUUAUUAUUCUUGCUUUUUUUACUCUUUUGUUUACCUGCUACAUUUCUGAACUGAAACCAAAUUCUUUCACCAUGAAUGUGUGAUGUACAAAGAUGGUGGAUCCCGUUCAUUCCAGCUCCCGAUAAGGUACUGAAUCAACAUUGGAGCUGAGGCACAAAGCAUUGACCUUGACGUUCAAUUUCACAAUUACUAUGUCUGAAUGAAGGGAGUGGAGAGUAUGAUUCUGGAGACUUCAAUUGUAUAGGGUGUGUAUGAUAUCAUUGUCAGUACUCUCCCUGGAUCCUUAACAAUGGAGUGGCACUCGAUUGCUGUCUCGCUGAAUCACCAGGACCUGCUUGGUUAUUGGUCGAGCUGUGCUAUCAGCCAAUUCCCCUUUUGUCGUAUUCUCAGACAGACCCAGUGCAGUUUGAUUGAAAGUAUCUGAAAAAAAGGGGGGCAAGUAGCCUAUCUAGUGUGCCUUUGCAAUCCCUCUUUCUUUCUUCGUCCUUAUCUUCAGCACACCAGUGGUUAAGUCUCUGUUCACAUCCAGCUUUGAGGGUCAACGGUAGCAAAAUACUGAGAGAUACAACUUCACAAAACUUGCCCUAGUAAUAACAGAUGCAGCCUAUAGAGAGCACCAAGCAGAGCGGAUUAUCCAUGGUGAGAAAGCAAUCCCAUGCCAUGGGACAAUGUACUGUACAUUCUGUAAUCAGUCUUGUUUUAUAUUGUACAUACAGAUAGAUAUACGCACAUGAUGUCAUUUAAUUUAAUAAGUAAGGGUACGUGAGGGGAGAUAUACCCCUUACAAGAGACAAAUGGGAAACCCAAAAGUGAAUUUAAACCCUGUGUUUUUUGCACACAUGUUGUGUAAACAAGUGACGCCCCCUACUCUGAUGCCACCUGUGACAUUUUUUAUAUUUCAAAAAAUGAAACAAAUAUUACAUAGAUAUGUUUUGCAAGGUUGAAGUGUAGAAAAUAAUUAAUCUUGUACAAGGUUUUCUCACAGCUACUGGCCAGAUUCUCAUGGGAUGCUUUAUGGAUUUUAUUGAUCCCGUGAGGACAAUUUCAACCGAUUUUUGUUGACCCCGUGACCUUUCCUCAAGCACCACCACUGGGUGCACCACCUUGACCAGAAAUUGGGAAGUGAUCUUGAAAGAAACAGCCAGAUUUCCAUUAAAUCUGCUAACAGUAUUUAUAGUCAGCACAUCAUUAAUAUUUUGCUGACCUUUAAUCCGGCGCCACAAUCCAGCAAAAAUUUCCACUUGGGCACAAUAUAUAUCAAAGUCAAAUUUUGUGAGACUCUCAGGACAAACUAAACAAUUUAACCUCCACUACUGGUUCUAAGAAGAGCAAAUUAUCAGUAUGUCUAAUGCUUUAAUAUUAUAUCUUGUAACGAAUAUUGCUUUUCUCUCUGGGCCAGUAGCAGGGCUUUAAUCUUGUUCCACUUCUCCAAACUGCCAAAUAAAAAGAAGUAAUCAAAUCUCAAAAGUUCUGAAAACCAACAUCUGUCUGAAAAACACAUGUGGUUUGACUUCACAUGCGGGAUUUCACGUGUGACUUCACUGUAAGGGAAGAUGAGGGGGAAAAAUGCCUUUUAUAUUCAACUAGAGACAGCAGUUCAUAUUUGAGCAGGGAAGCCACUGUGUGUGUAUGUGUGUGUCUGGGCGUGUGUGUGCAUGGGUGCAUGUUUGUGAAUGUGUGCGAGUGUGUCUGUGUGGGUGUGUGCAUGUUAAUUUCAGUAUAAGCCCUUGGGCCACACCCACACACUCUCAUGUUAGCCAUUCAGUGAGUGAGAGGUAUCCAGUCAGGCAAAGUAACCUCCAUCCAAAUUGAUAUGACUGCAGACUGGCAGUGUUUAUUUUAGUUUUCACUGACUUCUCUGCCUAUUGAACUUGGCUUCACGGGCAGCAGUCAUGUUUUUGCUUGUGGGGGUGGUGUCUCGAGACAAAGCACGUCCAUAAUUCAUAAUAUCGUCAGCUCUGGAGGCCACUUGUACGCUCUCUACUUGCUCUUCUUGUCUCUUAACAUAGGAUGCACUUUGCCCUGGGUGUACUGAUGGCAUCUCAAGGCACACACACACACAUUAUACAAAACAGGUCAAAGUUGUAUAUACACACACAUAAACAGGUAACCGUGGCACAUUCAGAUCUGCACGGAAACACAGGUGUGUGCUCCAUGCACAUUCAAAGUUGCACAUGCAUGCAUGCGCUCACAAACACACACACAUGUACACACAGUUUGCACAAACAAAAGCCCAAACAGCAGUCCUUGUUAUUUCUGCUCCUUCAGAAUCAAUCUGAUGGAUCGAAUGUCUGGAGGUAUUACGACUGACUGAUGGAAGCAGGAUACUAAAUGCAGCACAGAAAGGGACACUCUGCAUCGCCCAGGGUUCAUGUGCACACACACACAGCUACUGUAACAUGCACACAGACAUGCACGCAAACGCACAUGCACUCGGAAAUACAAACUCUGCUAUGCAUCUUAACAAUCUGGAUAGCAUAUGCUUCGAGACUUCUUUUUUUUUUCCAUGGGAAUCUGCGAGAGUAGCACUGGGAAUCAGGAGAGGUAUAACAGGAUUGAUUAUGAGCCAGGGCUGUAGGCUCUCGCCAUUGAAAUUCCCUCCACCGCAGAUGAAAGUAGCAGUGGAGGUGGAGGAUGGGAUGCAAGUCUUCCAGCUGUUAAAUUCCUCCAAGCUUUUUGAUUUGCUUUCCAGCAACUGCAAGUCUCAGGUGGCAGAUUCCCCAGUUUAUGAGCCCUCGCGUUGCAUCUCUCCUCUCGUGUGUGGAGCUUUGUGGCCUGACAAACUUGCGCUCUUUCCAACAAAUGAAUUUUAAGGCGCUUUUGUCAGUUCAGAUGAGAGUGGAGGAGGGACGUCUUAACACACCUCAGAGUGUCAGCAGCACAUCCAAUAUCAUUCUUUAAAAGAGUAUCCAUCAGCACUAUAUAUGUCUUAUUAUCAAACACUCAAAGGUGCAGUAAACAUGAAACCAUUAAAUGCUUAUUCUGCGUUAUAUGAUAGGAGUAUGAAUCUCAUGUAGCCACGAUGUUUUACGUUCUAUUAAGCAGUUUUAUUUCUGAUUAAAGCUGUUGAGCAGGGCACAGUGAUGCUCAGACUUUGUGGUUUGGCCUUGUAUGCCAGUAUAGGGGAAUGUGAUGUAUUGCUACUUUUGAGAGAGGAGAUGAACGGGGCUGUAGUCAACCUCAAGAAGGAAAGCAAAGGUACCUGCAUGUCAUAGGAGAUUGAGCAGAUGAACGGGAAUGCUUUGCUUUGAUGUAACAUAACUGUAUUCGGCUAAAAAUAGAAAGAAAAAAAAAAGAAAAUCUACAAUUGUAAAUAUAUUCACAGAAGAUUUUAUGAAGCUUUAUUUUUGUCUUCUUCUUUGUUUUGAAUUUAUCAUCCAUGUACUUUGCACUUUUUUUGUGUGCUGUGCUCAUCACCGGCCUGUGUGGGAUCUGUGUGGUUGGCUGUUUCUCUCGACUGCAUUGUUUCGACGUCAGGGGGAGACACGCUCAGCGCGGCAUCACUAAAGGGAAAUGUAAGACACUUUUGUUUUCUUUACUCUCAUCCGUUCUUCUGCCAUGGCUUCUCUUUGGUUUUAUAAAACAGUACAGAAUUUUUUUGUUUGUUUGUUUGAUGAAAACAAUCCAUGUAAAUAUCACAAGUAAAAAAAAAAUGUAUAUUUUUACGACUUCUGAGUUAUUACUCUUUCAUUUGCAAAUAAAAUAUUCAAUGACAACUUAA
Messenger RNA from Epinephelus lanceolatus (giant grouper), 6555 nucleotides. It is a transcript of the gene clmpb, whose product is annotated as CXADR like membrane protein b. The record is from RefSeq and is a predicted model, not a curated record. NCBI's taxonomy places the organism in Eukaryota, Metazoa, Chordata, Actinopteri, Perciformes, Serranidae. Gene Ontology annotation, cellular component: cytoplasmic microtubule; membrane; cell surface.